Molecule: messenger RNA, 5433 nt
Organism: Rhopilema esculentum
Lineage: Eukaryota; Metazoa; Cnidaria; Scyphozoa; Rhizostomeae; Rhizostomatidae
Source: RefSeq, a predicted model, not a curated record
CCAUCCCCUGUGGUCCAUUUAGGAUACUUGGUAAACGUUCUGUAGAACGAACUGCUCUUUCAAAGUCCAUAAGAACUUGCUUGCACUGUUGCACUUUGUUGCUUCUGACAGUGUCAUGUUUGAGUAUGACUGUCCUUUCUUAUGGACAUAUGAACAAACUAACAUCUUUACAUGUAAAUGAAAAAGCUGUCCAAAAUGUGCAAAUCAGGGGGGUGGAUUUGAAAAUUUUUGAAAAAAAAUCGAGAGCGAGACAAAAUUGAAGUUGCCAGUUUUUGAGUACUUUGGAUUAUGAGUCUCUGUUGUAGCGUCAGUUAAGUGAGGUAGUAGCGAAACAGACGCUCAUGGAGUAAGUCUAACUGUGAAGUACGAAAUACGUCGUAGAAUAUCGGAAAAAUACGUGAUCCGCCAAGAAAACAAAAUCCGCUCCUUGAAAUUAACGAAAUACGCCGAUCCGUCAAGCCUUUCACCCCCACCGUAACCUUAACUACUGUCUAACAAAAGGAUUUGAAAGGGCCUUCAUGAAAAAAACUGAUACCUGAAACCGGAAGCUAAUCACAUCAUAGGGGUCAGCAAUAUCGCAGGAUCGAAUGAACUUGAGAUUGAAGCACAAGAGCAGAAAAUGGACAUCGACAAGAAAGCUUCCCUUUCUAAAGUCAGCUUUGCCGUUGUUGUGAUAGGUGGAAUGCUUAUCGCUGAGACAAUUUUCUUGCAUUUGAGGACAUACAGAACGGAAAACGUCUUGACAAAGAGAAUAAAUGAUUUGGAAAAGCAGCAACAAAUCAUCAAACAACAGUUGGAAGCAUUUCAAAAUCGUGAAAUUGAGCAAAAGCAAAAUGGCCUAGACGACCCCUCCGAUCAUUUGAUAGCCGCAAUCAGAAAAAUAGAAAGACACAAAGGAAGGUCAAGACGUGACAUCGAAGAAAAAGUUGAUUCUAUAUUGCGAAUAUUAAAAUCGUCAUCUCAUGAGAUAUUGCAGCCUUGUGACAGACAUUCAGCCUUGAAAUGCCGAAAUGUCACAUUAGUGUGUAUGAAGGGGGAAAGAGGAAAAAGAGGUAAACCAGGCCCACGCGGAGCCAAAGGGGAUAUUGGGCAGCGAGGAGUUAUUGGGCCUGCGGGUGUUAUGGGUCCACCUGGAGAGAAGGGUAGCCGGGGGCAAAAAGGUGACACUGGAUCAUCGGCAUGGCGAAAAGUGGAUACUUCGAUGGUAUCUCACUCAUACAAAGAUACCCUUAAGCUGACCAUGAACAAUGAUCUAAAAGGAGGUUUGCGUAUCCGUGUAAUCGACGAUGGAUGGGGCGAUCCUUCAUUCUCGGUGAUUUACAUCAAAGGUCAUUGGAAACAAAUAAAGUACACUCAAGUGUUUAAAGGUGCUGUUUCUUGUUGGCAGAUAUUUGGCCACAAAGUACCAGACAACAUUUCGAAGCAUGAAGCUGGGCUAGAACCAUUCAAUCGGACAAUGGGCGACGCUAUUGUUGGAGAGAAGAACAUGGGCUCGUCAACAAGUAACUACUUUGGAGGAUCAACAGGGCGCUGUGAUAAUGGUCCUGACAACUUCUGGCAUAAAAAUAAUGGACAGGGAGAGCGGCAAGCAACGGUGACGCUACGAAGAGAUAUGUAUGCAGUUGAUGCUGGCAUCUAUACGUACGUUGGGAGGAAUUCUGGGACAGCAGAAUACAUCAUAAAGGACAUUUAUGUAUGCAUGACACAAGAACAGAAAAUGGAUGUCGACAAGAAAGCUUCCAUAUCCAAAGUUAGCUUUGGCGUUGUCGUGAUAGGUGGAAUGCUUAUCGCUGAGACAGUUUUCUUGCAUUUGAGGACAUACAGAACUGAAAACUACUUGACAAAGAGGAUAAAUGAUUUGGAAAAGCAGCAACAAAUCAUCAAACAACAGUUGGAAGCAUUUCAAAAUCAUGAAAUUGAGCAAAAGCAAAAUGGCCUAGACGAUCCCUCCGGUCAUUUGAUAGCCGCAAUCAAAAAAUUAGAAAGACACAAAGGAAGGUCAAGACGUGACAUCGAAGAAAAAGUUGAUUCUAUAUUGCGAAUAUUAAAAUCGUCAUCUCAUGAGAUAUUGCAGCCUUUUGACAAAAAUUCAGACUUUGGAAGAAAAUGCCGAAAUGUCACAUUAGUGUGCAUGAAGGGGGAAAGAGGUAAACCAGGCCCGCGCGGAGCCAAAGGGGCCAAAGGUGAUGUUGGGCAGCGAGGAGUCAUUGGGCCUGCGGGUGUUAUGGGUCCGCCUGGAGAGAAGGGUAGCCGGGGGCAAAAGGGUGACAGUGGAUCACCAGGAAGGUCAAUAACAAAGCCAAAAAUUGUAUCAAAAUUUCCCAAAAUCCUUUACAAAAAGGAAGGCACAAAUAUGACUCUAGUUUGUGAAGCUGAAGGAAACCCUAAACCAAUUAUGCAAUGGGCCUUUGGGAAGCAGAAGCGAGGAAUGAGGUACACAUUUCCAACUGAGGGUGCUCUGGUUAUAUCAGAUAUAAGCGAGAAUGACAAUGGCAGAAUUUCAUGCUCUGGCGAAAACAUUCUCGGAAAAGAUAUGGUUGAAAUUGAGCUAUCGGUUCUAACAAGGCCUAAGCUAUUUCUAAACUCUAGAAAAGUAACAGGGACGACAGGGUUUCUUUUAGAAGUUCAGUGCAAUGCCACUGGUAAUCCAGUUCCAAAGCUCAGCUGGAAAAAAGCUUAUGGAGUGUUGAGGGGCAAGGAAGUACUGUCUGCAGAUCAGAAAAGCAACACGCUAACAUUCACUAAUCCUGUUUCUAAUGAAGCUGGAUACUAUAUCUGUCAAGGAGCCAACGACAAUGGCUUAGCAACUGAAUCUCUUUUUCUUGACAUCCAAGAUAGGGUUGUUUGUUCGUCGUUGAGGAAAAGCGGGCAAACAAAAAGUGGCAUCUAUACUGUUAACCCAGAUAACCGCAUCGCUUUCUCUGUUUACUGUGAUAUGGAAAAUGAAGGGGGCGGCUGGACGGUAAUACAGAGACGGACUGAUGGAUCCGUCGAUUUCUUUCGAAACUGGGAAGAAUAUAAGGAAGGUUUUGGGAACUUGGAGAAUGAAUUUUGGCUUGGCAAUGAAAACAUACAUCGAUUAUCGAAGAAAAAAGAUAUGAUGAUUCGAUUUGAUCUUGAAGAUGUCGAUGGAAAGAAAGCGUUUGCUGAAUACAGUACAUUCUACAUUGACGGUCAAGAGGAUCAAUAUGCAUUGCACAUAGGUGCGUAUUCAGGAACUGCCGGUGAUUCGCUGUCGUAUUCAAAUGGGCAAAAAUUUUCAACGAAAGAUAAAGAUUAUGACUCCGACUUAGACAGUUGUGCUGUACAGUACCACGGGGCCUGGUGGUAUAAAUCAUGUCACUAUUCAAAUUUAAAUGGAAAAUAUCUAAAUGGUUCACAUACCUCCGCAGGUGAUGGAGUAAACUGGUGGAGUUUCAAAGGCUACUUUAAUUCGCUUAAAAGGACAGUUAUGAAGAUAAAGCCACAAACUGUAUAAGCAGUCACAUUUUCAUUGGUGCCCGAAUGUCGAUAAAUAAUGGAUUUUGCAUUCAUCAAACUAAUAUCUUGUAUAAUCUUUAUAGAUACGUACUUACUUUUCUAAAGUUAAUUUUAGAGAAUAAAGUGUUAUAACAUUUGUCGCUUUUAUAGAAAUUUUUGCUAAUAGUACUGUAUGUUCUUUAUUCUUUUGAAGAAAUAAAGUAGAGUUUAUCUUCAAGAAGUAAUUAACUCUGUCACCUAAUUCAAAGAAUUUCAAGAUCUAAAUUAGAAUUAAUCGAUUAGUUCAAUCAUUCUCUACUUGAAAGCAAACAAAAUUGUUGAAAGUUUAAACACACGCAACACGCAAAAAAGGGGAAAAUCGAGGAACAGUCAACUGCUAGUUAAAAUGGCGAGGACUCAUUUGUCCGACUGCUAGUUAAAAUGGCAAAAAAGGAAGCACAUAAUCUUAUUUCAAAAUAUCAAUAACAAUGUAUUGCACUAAAAUGAAUCACAGUUCUAUUCUGGGAUACGCAUCCAACGAACACGAGUGACUCCAUCCACUGUGCAGGGCCGCCGGACGCAGGUUUGAACAGGGAGGCCAAAUACAGGUGCGGAUCCAGAGCAAACUCGAAGGAGGGGCAGUUGGUAGAAAAAUUUUCAAAAAUUGAUGACGAGAGAACGCUGUAUACAACAAUUUCAGGUUCAUUUUGGGAAUAAACAACAUAACUUUUAAGUAAUCCUUGUAGCAAAUUAACCUAUCGGUCUGAGAAACUUUUUCGCCUGAUUCUCAUUCUUCAAAAGGGGCGCACAAUUUCCAAAAAAGGGGCGCCAUACUUGCUUCAACUCGUCGAGGGAGGGGCAACUGCCCCUAGUCGCCCCCCCUUAAAUCCGCCACUGGGCCAAAACGAAUUAAAAGGGCACGAAUAUUUUUUAUCCGAAACAUUAGUAAGUGUCAAAAAUGGUACAGAUUUCAUGGUAAUUUAAAUAUUUAUAAAAAUAUUGAAACACGCUGAGCAUAGUAAGAACUAUCUUCACUGAAAGUAGAUAGAUGGCUAUGUACUCCAUUUAGGGACCACGCAUUCUUGAUCAUAAUUAAUUGUAUAGCUUGUCAAUGACCACGCACUCUUGAUCAUAAUUAAUACGCUGUACUUAUUUUCCUUAUAAUUUGCAUUGUAAAUGGAUUUGGUCCCGGGUAAGAAGCAGGCACACACCCUUCUUUCAUACUUGUGGCAGGCGCAAUAUACUCAACAAAAGUUCAGAUUUAUUGCAACAUAUCAACGAAUCCAACCCAAAAUAUGAACUGAAUGGAAUUUUCAAAUUCUUAGUCUCUAUAUUCUUCAAAGUCAAUUCCAGUCCCUCUCCCUUUCAAAGCGAAGUUUCAGUCUCUAUAAUUAUCAAAAGCCCAUUCGAAUAAUGAUUUCAAUUUUCUUACUUUUAUAUUUAAACAAUUAAGUCUCCCUUGGCAUUCGCGCCUUUCCAUCACCACUUGAACACAUAAAUUUAUUCGCCUCCAUGGAAUUUUUUUUUGAAAGCUACAAAAUUUUAUGUUUAAAUCAUCUUCACGCAAUCGGCUGGAGGUGCGAGCACAUCCUUCGCUGCCAUAGCAAAAUUAAUUUGCAACAUUGAUUCGGUUUAUCUCAUCAGUCUUAUGAACGAAACAAGUUUUCAAUUCUCCUUAGACUUGAUCCCGGCGGACUCAGUCAGUUGGUCAAACGUAUUACAUGUGAGUUCCGAAAAACUCUGAGAAAGGGUGGUCUGGAAGCUAGAAUUCUAGGACAUAGAAUCUUAAAAAUAGGGUUGCUUUUUUAAUCAGUCAGAGGAAACACAAAAGGAUUUACUGAUAUGAUGUUACAGAUAAUUUUUUAGGUAAACCAAUGGCAGAUUGAAGUACAACAAAUUUUGCAGUAGCAUCUAGUCUUGUAUACUGUUCUAAUCCUAGAUAAGAAAUUCAAGUCUUUGUUUAAGUCUUUGCUA